AGGACCCGGCCCGGCCAAGGGGCAGCGGGGGCCUCCCUGCGGUGAGCCGCCGCCCUCGCCGCGAUGGGCGACGACGAGGAGGAGACCAUCGCGGCCGCGCCGGUCGAGGAGGAGGAGGUCACGGACCUGAUGACCGCGGUGCGCAAGGUGCUGAAGAACGCGCUCGUGGUGGACGGCGUCAUCCGCGGGCUGCACGAGGCGGGGCUCUAUCGAACAUGGAGCUUUGGCUCCGCGCGUCGUUCCGCCGGCUUCUGGCCUGCCACGCCUCGGAAGGACGCGCUAUCCAGGUUUUGGUCUCCGAGCGUUUACGCCCCGCGCUCUGCCCAGCCUCCCGCCCCGCGUAGCGGAGCGACGCGCUCUCCGUUUGCCGAGCCUGGCACGUCGCGGGGGUGGCCGACGCGACGCGCUAUGCAAACAUUCCUGACCGUGAGCAUGAGUUUUCGGAAAUCGGUGCGGAUUUUUCGGGUCGGCGCGGAGGUCUGAAAGUCCGUGCUUCAAUGCUGCUUUCUGCUCGGGAGGCAGCCCCUGUGACGGUCUCGUGUUUGUUCCCCCCGUUGAGGCUUCUCUGGGAUGGGCUCGUAUCGUUCG
Messenger RNA from Prorocentrum cordatum, 588 nucleotides. NCBI's taxonomy places the organism in Eukaryota, Dinophyceae, Prorocentrales, Prorocentraceae. The record is from the annotation of a GenBank genome assembly.